UGCCCUCUGUCGAACCCGCCGUUAUACGGAUUCUCGUUUUCUACCGCAGCAGCUUUAACUACUUGGUCCAUAGGUAACCAUAAGAGUUAGCGUUCGUUACUACUAGAAGAAAAAAAGAGAUGUGCGAUUCCGCUGAAACCGUUCGCGCCACAGAGACCGCUAAAGGGGGUAUCAAGUACGAGCUGGUUCUGUCGGAGCCAUCUGUGAAUGAUCCCCCGAAGAAAGAUCAGAUCACCUCACCACCGAAAACCAUGUCUGUGGAAGAGAUCGAGCAGAAGCUCAAAGCCGCCGAGGAAAGAAGGCUUAUGUUGGAAGCUGAGAGACUGAACCAAAUAAACGAAAAGAAAAACAAACUUCAAGAAGCCAGCCAGAAGCGUCAAGAAUUCAACAACAAUUUUAUCCAAUCCACGAAGGAAUCUCUGGAGCAAAAGAUGGAGACUUUUGAAAAUAACAGGGAAGCCAAACUUAAGGCUUUGCAAGAAAAGCUUAAGGAACAUGUUUAA
Uloborus diversus is the source of this 503-nucleotide messenger RNA. Its product is annotated as stathmin-1-A-like. Gene Ontology annotation, biological process: regulation of microtubule polymerization or depolymerization; microtubule depolymerization; neuron projection development. Gene Ontology annotation, molecular function: tubulin binding. Lineage: Eukaryota; Metazoa; Arthropoda; Arachnida; Araneae; Uloboridae. The transcript has 4 exons. The record is from RefSeq and is a predicted model, not a curated record. Gene Ontology annotation, cellular component: cytoplasm; neuron projection. The coding region runs from base 120 to 503 and encodes 127 amino acids.